Messenger RNA from Siniperca chuatsi (mandarin fish), 3201 nucleotides. It is a transcript of the gene opn6a, whose product is annotated as opsin 6, group member a. NCBI's taxonomy places the organism in Eukaryota, Metazoa, Chordata, Actinopteri, Centrarchiformes, Sinipercidae. Gene Ontology annotation, molecular function: G protein-coupled receptor activity. The coding region runs from base 1 to 1266 and encodes 421 amino acids. The record is from RefSeq and is a predicted model, not a curated record. Gene Ontology annotation, biological process: G protein-coupled receptor signaling pathway. Gene Ontology annotation, cellular component: membrane. The transcript has 6 exons.
AUGUCUGUCAGCAGCUCAGCAGCCGGCGGCCCCCCCUGGAGGAACAACAGCUUCAUCCUGGGGGGGGGCAGAGACCCUCCUCUGUCCGACCAGGGGGAGACCAUCAUCGGAGUCUACCUGCUGCUGCUGGGUUGGUUGUCCUGGUUUGGAAACAGCAUCGUCCUCUUCGUCCUGUACAGACAGAGAGCCACCCUGCUGCCGACAGACUACCUGACCUUUAACCUGGCCGUGUCUGACGCUAGCAUCUCAGUGUUCGGCUACUCCAGAGGUAUCAUCGAGAUCUUCAACGUCUUCAAGGACAGUGCCUACCUCAUCUCCUCCAUCUGGACCUGCCAGGUGGACGGGUUCUUCACGCUGGUGUUCGGUCUGAGCAGCAUCAACACACUGACAGUAAUCAGCAUCACCCGCUACAUCAAAGGAUGUCACCCGAGCAGAGCCCGUCACAUCAGCAAGACCAGCGUGUUCGUCUGUCUGCUGUUCAUCUGGAUCGCAGCUGGUUUCUGGUCCGGAGCACCGCUGCUCGGCUGGGGGAGCUACACAGAUCGUGGGUAUGGAACCUGUGAGAUCGACUGGGCCAAAGCGACCUACUCGAGCGUCUACAGGUCCUACAUCAUCUCCAUCUUCAUCUUCUGCUUCUUCGUCCCGGUGCUCAUCAUGCUCUUCUGCUACGUCUCCAUCAUCAAUACAGUGAAGAGAGGCAAUGCUCUGUCAGCAGAGGGAGACCUGACUGACCGCCAGAGGAAGAUCGAGAGAGACGUCACCAUAGUUUCCAUAGUGAUCUGUACGGCCUUCAUCCUGGCAUGGUCUCCAUACGCUGUGGUGUCCAUGUGGUCCGCCUGGGGCUUCCACGUGCCCAACCUCACCAGCAUCUUCACCCGCCUCUUCGCCAAGUCUGCCAGCUUCUACAACCCCCUCAUCUACUUCGGACUCAGCUCCAAGUUCCGCAAAGACGUGGCCAUCCUGCUGCCCUGCACCCGCGACGCCAAAGACACCGUCAGGCUGAAGCGUUUCAAGCCAAAGUCUGACGCCCACGGCCGGCCCGCCGCAGGAGGUGGAGCCAGACUCAAAGUUCCUCUGAACCGGACAGAGAAGAAGUACUCGCCCGGUAACCAGCCUUACCCGGCCCCCAGCCCAGACUCUGGGAUGGGAAGCCCACCCUGCACACCGCCGCCCUUCAACAAGGAGGUGUUCUACAUCGACAUGCCCCGCCCCUCUGAGCCCUGCCCCGCUGAGGCUGGCUCUGAGUCUGAAUGCGAGAGGCUCUGAUGAACUCAGAGGACUUGGAGGAAGACCAGCCAGUCUCUGAUGGAUCCAACAUGACCGUUUAAACCAUGAACACCUGAAAUGUGACGGAAUGACUCCUGAUCAGUUCAGACAGACGCCAGCAGAGGGCGCUGAUGUCACCAAAUCAUGACCCCCAAAGUAGAGGAGAAGAAGACGACAUCACUUAUUUUCUGUCGAGCUUGUAGAACAGUUUCUGCAGUAAGUUUCAUACUGAUCAGAGUUUCUGGUAGACAAACACAUCAGCUGACAGACCAAACUGUAGAGAAACUAGAGAAUAACUCCAGAAGGUCCACAGCUCCUGCUGAACACAGAGAGGUCACGUCCUCUGAUAAAUUACAAACUUGGUGGGUGAUUUACCAUAUUGGCCCGAAUAUAAGACCUGAAGCCUUUUCUCAGGUAAAAGCGAACCACGUGUCGCUCGUCUAUCAGUCACAGACUCUCUCUCCUGCAGACUGUUGAAGAGGUCUGAAUGCCUGUUUGUCUUUGAGCUCCUCGUCAUCAGUGACGGCUGUAAUUCUUCUCAGCUGUUUGACAGAUGAUUCAGUCUGUUUCUGCACUAAAGACGCUCCAGACUUCAGGAGUCAGAAAUUAAUUUCCUCUAAAACAGAAACUCCUGAAUAAUUUUAGGGCAACAUGAAGGCUACAGACAACCCAUAAUGCAACACUCUGUAGGUGCUCUAUUCAAAAAGAAGAUCUGAUGUCAACAUGUAAUUGUCCCUGAAUAUAUCACAACCAGCACUUUUUCAAAGUAACUUCCAGCAAAAGAAUGUCAUCUUGUAUUCGGGCCGAUACGAUUUGAAGCUGCUUCCAGUUUUUUUAGAGUCACUAAAUAAAAUUUUGACUACUUUUAAAACAAGAAUAAAUAAAUCAAUAAAGAAUUUAGUGUUUCCCCAUCAGAGUUGUAUUCCCACCAGUGUAAAGACUCAGAAGCAGCAUUCAGACAUUCAUUUUGUGGAAUAAAAUUAACAGAAAAUAUAAUCUAACAGUUAACUGAAUAAAUUCUAAGGACUUCAUUGUUUGGAAAAACCUGGAUUGAUCCCCCAUCACAUCAAUCCAAACAGCUGCAGAACAACAUCAGAGAACUGAACAUCCUAUAAACCAUAAAACAUGAGUCCAACUUCAGCAUCAGUUUUAAAGUUUGUUUGUUUAGUGACAGAAGCACAGUUUUUAUUUGUUCCUUUGGAUAAAGAGGGACCUUUGUUUGUAGACGGUUUAUGUCCAACUUAAAUGAGGCUUUUAUUAGGGAUACAACUAACAGUUAUAUUCAUUAAGCUGCCCAUUAUUCUAUCAAUUCAUCAAUUAAGCUAAAUAGCAUCAGAAAACUGUGAAAACUAUCCGUUCCAGUUUCCCAGAGUCCCAGCUCCUUCAGUUUUCUACACCUGCAUUUCCUGCGCCGGAUUGCAGAUCAAUAAACAAGUCUGACUCUGGAGACAGCAGAGAACAAAUGUUGGACUGGUCCUUUAAUGUCAUGUGAGAAUCCUGUCUGGGACUGUGGACUCUGUGGACUCCAGGUGUUCUUGUUGGGACAGUCCAGGUUCCUGUUCUUCCCUGUUGACAGAUUUGAUAUCUGAUUGAUUUUUUCAUUAAUUGAAGGAUGAGAGUUUGUACUCGAGGAGACUGAAAGUCUGUGGAGAUUAAAAUGUUCAGCACUCUGAUCAUUAGACUUUCAUCAAAAUUGUGCAUCAUAAACUUGUGUAACAUUUCAGCCACAUUUACAGAGUUUUGAGUUCUUGAGAGAAAACUGUUUUACAAAAACAUGUUACUUUGUCUUUAAGAUGAAUAUUAAUAAUAAAAACUUUGUGACAAACUGCUUAAGACUCUCUUCAGAAUAAUGUAACUGUCAGCUGUUUUAAAGGGCCAGUGUGGAGGAUUUAGUGGCAUCUAGUGGUGAAACUGCAGUUUGCAACCAUGUGAACA